This is a messenger RNA of Esox lucius (northern pike), 1322 nucleotides long. RefSeq lists its product as uncharacterized. The coding region runs from base 78 to 1322 and encodes 414 amino acids. The transcript has 23 exons. The record is from RefSeq and is a predicted model, not a curated record. NCBI's taxonomy places the organism in Eukaryota, Metazoa, Chordata, Actinopteri, Esociformes, Esocidae.
GUGAAGCAUAAGGAAGUCUCAAACCUGUGCGCUAACUGCUCUAUGUCUGCUCCUGAGUUUCCCACACUGACCAAACCAUGUUGUCAAGAAAUAUUUUAAUUGCUUCUGUGGUUGUGCUAAUGGCAACAACAAUGUCUGCUGCUCCUGUGGAAGAGAAAGAGCCUGAGGAGAUAGAGAUUGAGGUAGAGGACGGCGAAGAGGAACUCUCUGAAGAGGAGGAGGAUGAGGAUGACUCCAAGAGUCAGGAAAACAAUAUGGGAAUUGGAGCACAGCAAGCUACCACAGAAUCAAAAGGCUUGGGUCUUAAACUGAAUGGGAAUGAUUCCAUACAAGUUGUCAUCGGCUCAUCCAGCAGUACCUCAAUAUCAGAAGGAAGUCGUGCUAGUGAUGGUGCUGAUGGGGGAAGAGAUCCACAUGCUUCACCUUCUGACUCCAACCACCAUGAUGCUUCUUCAUUUGGACAGCCAGGUUCCUCUUUAGAUUCCAGUAUCGCAGGUCCCCCUUUGGAUUCUAAUCCAGCAGGUGCAGGAGCUCAGGAUAGUUCAGUGUCAAACGCACAGGCCUCAGGCUCAACAGGACAAGCUGAGGGAGGUUCCCCUCUCAUCGCCAUCCUCGGGCCUCAACCUCAGCCUGCAGGUGGCAACUCUCAGACGUUUGACGCGGCAGCUUCUCAGACAGAAGCUCCAACCAGUGAGACAGAGACGGAUUCCCCUGAGUAUGACACAUCAGAGUUGCCGGAUUCUAACGGUAAUGGUCAGAAGCUGCUGAAUGGAGGAGUGUUAGAUAAUGGACAUGCAGAUAUACCCUUUGUCCACGACGUCAUCAUCGAAGGCACAACUCACGCCGACUCAACAGGUGCUACGGAUCCAUCUGGUGCCAGUUCUCACCUGGACUAUACAGGUAUUAUCGAUCAGUCCAGUCAUGACUUCCUCAUUGGUUUAAUGGGUGGAGUGGUGGAUCCGUUUGGUCCAGAUGUUCAUAUCGACAUCUCAGCUUUGGGCUCAGAUCCAGGACAGUCAAUGUCAUCCAGUAGCAGCCUGGGUCCAAACAUUCCACAAGGCCCAACCGAUUACUCAGAUCCAGAUCAACCCAAUGUAAGCUCAGGUUCUGAUGGAUCUCACAACUCAACGGUCCAUCAUGCUGGUCAAGCCGAUACAACAGAUGCAUCCAUCUCAGACCAUGCAGAUACAAAUGGAAAUGGAAAUGAUCGUCAAAGCCAUGUUGCAGACCCACAUAGAGGUGACCAUCCUGUCACUGACAUGCCCCACGAUGUAACAGGUUUGUCUGACCUAAAAGUUAUGGUGAAAUAUGAAAGCCAGUAG